GUUGUCUUCUAAAAUUUCUUUUUGGCCCUUUCUGGGCAUUUCUUGUUCUUUGGAUUCAUCCAUUUCAUGGCGGCUUCUGCCUUCUUUUUUUUUUUUUUUGUCAUGAUACACAAUUUUCAUACCUGGGCUGUGGAUUGAAUUGCUACAUUUGUCGAAAGUUUCUAUUUUUCUCUUUGUUUGGAUUCAUGGGUUUGCCGGUUCUGUCGUGUUGAAAAAGCUGAUGUUAGAUUUGUGCCAUGUUCUGCUACAAAUUGAUCUGCAACUUUCCCACCUGGGCAGUGCAUUGAAUUGCCACAUGUGUCGAAAGUUUCCAAUUUCAUUUUUUGUCCGAUCUUUGGCAUCGCAAGUUCUGUUUCUUUCGAGCUGAUAGCUCCAUUAGAUUCGUGGUGACUGAAUAGAAAGAACAUGGGGAAGAAAGGAGGUUGGUUCUCUGCAGUUAAGAAAGCUUUAAGCCCCGAUUCAAAGGAGAAGAAGGAUCAGAGGUCUCGGAAGUCAAAGAAGAGAUGGUUUGGGCGGCACAGCCCUACAGAUCAAGUUCUUUGCGAUGGGGAAACUUCAUUAGCAAUAGCUGCACCGCUGCCGCCGCCGCCACCUCCUCCUCGACCUGCGGGAGACUUCAAGCUGAUGGAAGCCCAGAAUGAGCAAAGCAAGCAUGCAUAUUCAGUGGCCCGUGCUACUGCAGCAGCAGCGGAGGCGGCUGUAGCAGCAGCUCAGGCGGCAUCGGAGGUCGUCCGUCUCACCUCCAUCUCCCGUUUCCCUGGCAAGUCCAAGGAAGAGGUAGCGGCCAUUAGGAUCCAAACAGCUUUCCGAGGAUACAUGGCUAGAAGGGCGUUGAGAGCUCUCAGAGGACUGGUCAGGUUGAAGAAUUUAAUACAGGGCCAAUCAGUCAAGAGGCAGGCUACUACGACAUUGCAAUGCAUGCAGACUCUCGCUCGAGUCCAGUCUCAGAUUCGUGCCAGAAGGAUCAGAAUGUCCGAAGAGAACCAAGCGCUCCAAAGACAGCUCCAACAGCAACAGGAGAAAGAGCUUGAUAAGUUGAAGUUGGGAGAUGAAUGGAAUGAUAGCACGCAAUCAAAGGAGCAAAUCGAGAAGAGAUUACUGCACAGACAGGAAGCUGCAAUGAGAAGAGAACGCGCAUUGGCUUAUGCUUUCUCUCAUCAGCAAGCAUUGAAGAAUUUGAAAUCACCAAACCCGACCUUCGUGGACCCAACUAAUCCUAGCUGGGGCUGGAGUUGGUUGGAGCGCUGGAUGGCCGCUAGGCCCUGGGAGACCAGAAGCACAAAUGAUUAUAACGACCGAGCUUCUAUCAAGAGCGUGGCGAGCCGAGCGAUGUCCAUUGGAGAAACCACCCGGUCCUACUCCAACAGGCCUUCCCCAACCAUCCAGAAACCCCGAAGACCUCAAAUCAGCUCCCAUACACCUUCUACUCCUCCUUCCACUAAGGCCCCAAAGAUUAGGCCCUUUAGCCCGAAUGGAAGCAAUUGGAGCAGAAGGGAUGAAGACUCAAGGAGCGCGUUCAGCAUGCAGUCAGGACAACCUUACUUCAGGAGACACAGCAUCGGAGGGUCCUCAAUGAGGGAUGAUGAGAGCCUGGCGAGCUCUCCUCCAGUCCCAAGUUACAUGGCACCCACAAAGUCCCAAAAGGCCAAGUCUCGGUUGUCAAGCCCAUCAAGGUUGGAGCGGAAUGGAUCCGCCUCGGACAAGGGAUCGGUCCUGGCAGGGCCCACUGCAAAGAAGCGGCUCUCUUUCCAGGGUUCUCCUGCAGGUCCCAGGCGGCACUCCGGGCCUCCUAAGGUCAAUUUGAAAGACCUCCAUAAUGGGACCUAGGUGCAUUCCACCAGCAGCAUCUCUGCCUGCAGAAACACCUCAGGAUGGAAAUCGCAAAGGAGAACGUGAAUAAAUUCGGUGUUUCUGUCUUUUCUUCUCAUUUCAUAAGUGAGUAGUUGAUCGGGUAGUUGAGAUUGUUGUGCGGAGAGUGGAUUAAUCUAGUUCGCGUUAACAGCUCGUUAUUUGGUAUGCGAGUGCUUGUAGUUGGUUCGGCCCGGCUGGAUUAUAAUUCCCUUUCAGUCCGGUUUGGCUAGUUUGGAUUGGAUGUUUUAACUGUGGAGUGAGAAACAAGCAAAGCUUGAUUAGGCCUUACUAUAUAAGCAUAUGUGGUAUUUUGCAUC
This is a messenger RNA of Punica granatum (pomegranate), 2168 nucleotides long. The record is from RefSeq and is a predicted model, not a curated record. Lineage: Eukaryota; Viridiplantae; Streptophyta; Magnoliopsida; Myrtales; Lythraceae.